This is a messenger RNA of Penicilliopsis zonata CBS 506.65, 3850 nucleotides long. RefSeq lists its product as hypothetical. The record is from RefSeq and is a predicted model, not a curated record. The coding region runs from base 170 to 3487 and encodes 1105 amino acids. NCBI's taxonomy places the organism in Eukaryota, Fungi, Ascomycota, Eurotiomycetes, Eurotiales, Aspergillaceae. The transcript has a single exon.
CCAUGCGGUGCUUGCUUGACCGGACCACACACUCGAACAAUCCUCCUCCGUCCUAGUAUCGCAGGUAAAAUUUAUCUUUUUUUUUUUUUUUUUCACGUUGCUGUAUUCAAUUGGAAAAGCCAUGAUGGUGGAAAGUACGUCUUUGACCGUGAGUUGCGGUGAAGUCCCCAUGCGCCGGCGUUUGAGCAGUGGAGAGCAACUGGGCAUGUCGCUCUCGCUCAACCUCAAGCCGCAAGAGAACAUUUGGGGGCUCGAGGCUCGUUGUGUGCACGAAUUGAUCGGCCAGCGCGUUCGAUCUGGACCUGAGGCUACGGCGCUGUGCACCACUUCCACCACAUCCGUCAGCUAUAGACAGCUCGAUGCGUGGUCGAGGCGUCUUGCCGUCCGGCUGCGCCAGCUCGGCCUCCGGCGCGGGAUGUACGUUCCCUUUUGCUUUGAAAAGUCCACGGCAGCCAUAAUCGCCAUGAUGGGCAUCCUCCACGCGGGCGGCGCGUGUGUCGCUCUGGACCCAACACAUCCCCAACACCGCCGUCAGAUCAUUCUAGAAGCCGUCCAGACUCGGUUCGUCUUAGCCUCGCCAACUCACGCGCACCUAUUUGCCGAGACCCCACUGCAGCAUUUGAUAGUAGUAUCGCCGGAACUGGACAACGACUUUUUCCUCGACGAGAGCCUGCUGGAGGAGGACGUGGGGGGAUCCAUCGCUCAACCCGGCGACCCGGCCUUUGUCGUCUUCACUUCGGGGAGCUCGGGGAAGCCCAAGGGGGUGAUUCUUGAACAUGGUGCCAUCUGCACCAGCGCCAAGUAUCACGGGGAGGCGAUGCGUGUGGACGAGACGACGCGAGUGUUUCAGUACGCUGCAUACACCUUCGACAUGAGCAUCUACGACAUCUUCACCACGCUAAUCCGCGGCGGUUGUGUGUGCGUUCCCUCGGAACACGAGCGAGUCCACGAUAUCGCACACGCCAUGGAGGCCAUGCGAGUCAACUGGGCCUUCUUCACGCCCACCGUACUGAGCCUGAUCGCGCCAGAGGAGGUGCCCACGCUGAAAACCCUGCUCCUGGCCGGCGAGCCCGUCACGCAGACUAUAAUCGAUACCUGGGCGGACAAAGUGGUUCUGAUCAAUGGGUAUGGAUCAACCGAAAUCUCAACCUCGUUCAUCGGGGUAUUGAAGCCGUCGAGCGAUCCCAAAUAUAUCGGAACCACAUACGGCGUGGACGCGUGGAUCACGGAUCCCGAAGACACAAAUCGUCUCCUUCCUACGGGCAGCGAGGGAGAACUGGUGGUUACUGGCCCCGUUCUGGCUCGUGGGUACCUCGACAAUCCGACAGCAAUGGCGGAGAAGUUCAUCGAGCGGCCGGCAUGGUGGCGGCCAUCGUCAUCUUCAUCGGGCCUGGUCACAGCGGGCCAGCCAGUCCAGGUGUACCGAACAGGUGACAUCGUCCGUCAGGACGCCAGCGGGUCAUUCCAAUUUGUGCGCCGCAAGGGUCCCAUGGUGAAAAUCCGCGGGCAGCGAGUCGAGUUGGGCGAAGUCGAGCAGACUCUCUCCUCACAUCCAGAUAUCAAGGUCUGUGCAGCAGUAUUUGUCUCGGACGGAGCGUAUCGGGACGCCAUUUCUGUGGCCUACCAACUUCACUCGGAAAAUAGUAGCAGCUCGACUGGCGAUGCUAGUGACGACAGUGAUGCCAAACCGUCAAUCAGGUGCCUGACGGAGAGCGAGCGAGACGAGCUGGGUGGGAGUCCCCGAGGCCUUCGCGAAUUUGUCUCGACGCGCCUCCCGAGCUACAUGGUGCCUUCGCACUGGCUCGCGAUCGCCGAGAUGCCUCUCCUCUCAUCGGGCAAGGUAGACAGGAUCAGGAUGGGCAAGUGGGUGGCAUCGCUCUCCCCUCCAAGUAGCAGCAACUCCGCACCGACCCUUGACGAGGAGAACCACGAUGGGAUCUGGAACCGGAAGAAGCAGAAUUCACUCGUCCUGCGGCAGAUCAAGAGCACGGUAUUCAACCUGAGCCAGACCAAGUUCCCGGACUCACUACCCCUGGCUGACGCCGGGCUGGACUCGCUCAAGAUGAUGGCGUUGAACCGGUUCGUCAAGACAACCUACCGCCUGUCCAUCGAUAUCCCCGUGCUGGGGAGCAUGAGUUUGAGUAGUUUGGCGCAACGCAUCCUCGACCACCUACAGGGAGUUGACGAGUCCGCCUCAACGCUGGAGGCUCCCGCGAAGACGCGCAUGAACCUGCUCCAGGAGCUCGCAGAUCUCAGGCUGCAGCUGCGUACGGCGCUCCCCUCGGCAGACCACGGCCUGCGGCGUGUCUUCAUCACGGGGGCGACGGGAUUUCUGGGGACUUAUGUGCUGCGCCAGCUGCUGAUGGCGAUCCCCCAGGCGACGAUCAUCUGCCACACGCGCGCGCGGACGGCGGAGCAAGGCUUACAGCGGCUGGCGAGCUCGGCGGCCAAGGCCGGGUGGAAGCUGGAGCAUUUUGCGCAUCGCAUCCAGGUGUGGACGGGCGAUCUCAGCUUACCCCAGCUGGGACUCAAUGCGUCGCAGUGGCAAUGUCUGACUGGGAGCGGCCCCGUGGAGGGGACGAUUGACGCGGUGAUUCACAACGCGGCGGACGUCAACUGGACCAAGAGCUAUGCGGCGCUCAAGGCGGUCAAUGUGUUGUCGACAAUGUCUUUGUUGCAGGCAAUCGGCCAGUCACCCGUCAAGCCGCGGUUUGUCUACGUGUCUGGCGGGCGGUCGUCCAACUCGGAAACCGAGAGCGCAAUGGACCUGUUGGAAGAGGUGGAGACGAUGAACGGAUACGACCUCACGAAGCUGUACUCGCAUAUGCUGGUCAAGGAAUUUGCCCGGCUGUCCAAGUCCAAUCACGCCUCGAUCGUGAAGCCAGGAUACAUUAUCGGCACGGCCACGGAGGGGAUCGCCAACACGGACGACUUCAUCUGGCGGAUGGUGGCCGGGUCCAUCAUGGGGCACGCCUACAACAGCGACGAAGACCACCUCUGGCUGUAUAUCGCAGGUGCCGAGCGGGUCGCCGAGGUUAUUGUCGACGAGCUGUUCCAGCCCUCCCGGCCCGGGGUGUGUGCGGAGCGGAGCAUCACUGACGGUCUGACAGUCCGGCAGUUCUGGGAAAUCUUCCAGAACCACUUCCACUACGAUCUCCGCGCGCUGCCGGCGGCCAAGUGGAUGCAAGUGGUCUCCAGCGACGCCGACUCCAAGGGGGAGGAACACCCGUUAUACCCGCUACUGGAGAGUCUCGCCAGGGGUGAUGCCCAGGCGGGCGCCGAACGACUGGAACGCUCUAUCCCCGGGGUGUUGACCCAUGUUGUACGGGCGACUAUCAUCAAGAAUGCCGAGUAUCUGCAACGGAUCGGAUUCCUUCCGGGACCCAAAGGCGAGAAAACAAUGGUGGCCAGGGACAACAGCUUGAUAUUCAAGCGUCACUUGUGUCAUGAUCACCCAAUCCCGGGAGUAGUCAAGGUCGAGAUGUAGACAAGCCAUUCAAUAGCCUCCGUUAUCGUUUGGAUGUUUAGCUGCACGCAUUUCUUUUUCAUCAGCAAAAGUUUGUUUUAUUCUGAUUAAUUCUUGGUCUUGGCGUCCUGAUGUUUUGUAGGGCAUAAGAGAGGAGGGAAAAAGGGGGAAGGGAGAAGAAGAGAAGAGAAGAGGGGUUAUCCUCCCCUGAUCUUGAAUUUUUGUUAUUCUCCAUUAUUCUGUUCUGUUCAGCUAGUGAUUAUCGGUAGGAUGUCGUCAGUAUCUAAUUUGAAGCAGAUUAUAGUAUCCUCAUAGUCAAUAUUCUUCUCCAGGGACUGACAGUGAGAUAGAAAAAGGUCGAUACACGCAGCGAGAAGGAGGAGG